Molecule: messenger RNA, 5808 nt
Organism: Callithrix jacchus (white-tufted-ear marmoset)
Lineage: Eukaryota; Metazoa; Chordata; Mammalia; Primates; Cebidae
Gene: KITLG
Product: KIT ligand
Biological process (GO): cell adhesion; positive regulation of cell population proliferation
Cellular component (GO): plasma membrane
Molecular function (GO): cytokine activity; stem cell factor receptor binding
Source: RefSeq, a predicted model, not a curated record
GUGAAUUCUUUGCUCUGAACCUCCCGGACUCCUCUCCCUCAUUGACUCUUUAUAAAGAGGGAGCUCCGAGUCCUCUCCUGCGCCCGAGGUAUUUCUUCUGUCCCCGAGGGUGCCAGGUGAGCCCUGGCGGGUCCGGGAGGCUGAGCUGGGACUCGUCUCGAGCAGUAGCUGCCGGGUGCCAAGCUUCGCCCUCUGCGUCCCCUCCUUCGCGGCCUCCAGCCGGUGCAGGACCGGGGCCCCCAGGCGAGGGUCUGCGGUUGGCCUAAUCUGCCCAACUUCUGGGUCAUUUACAGCGUCUGGCUGUCCUCCCGAUUCUUCCCUCCUCGCCUUUGCUUGUCGCCUACCCGGGGCUCCGGAAGGGAAGGAGGCGUGUCCGGAGCAGGCGGGAGGGAACUGUAUAAAAGCGCCCGCGGCUCGACAGCCGGGCUCGCUCGCCGCCUCGCGCCGAGACUAGAAGCGCCGCAGGAAGCACAGACAGUGGAGAGGGCGCUGCGCUCGGGCUACCCAAUGCGUGGACUAUCUGCCGCCGCUGCUCGUGCAGUAUGCUGGAGCUCCAGAACAGCUAAACGGAGUUGCCACACCACUGCUCGUGGUGGAUCGCAGCGCUGCCUUUCCUUAUGAAGAAGACACAAACUUGGAUUCUCACUUGCAUUUAUCUUCAACUGUUCCUAUUUAAUCCUUUCGUCAAAACUGAAGGGGUCUGCAGGAAUCGUGUGACUAAUAAUGUAAAAGACGUCACUAAAUUGGUGGCAAAUCUUCCGAAAGACUAUAUGAUAACCCUCAAAUAUGUCCCCGGGAUGGAUGUUUUGCCAAGUCAUUGCUGGAUAAGUGAGAUGGUAGUACAGUUGUCAAGCAGCUUGACUGAUCUUCUGGACAAGUUUUCAAAUAUUUCUGAAGGCUUGAGUAAUUAUUCUAUCAUAGACAAACUUGUGAACAUAGUGGAUGACCUUGUGGAGUGCGUGAAAGAAAACUCAUCUAAGGAUCUAAAAAAACCAUUCAAGAGCCCAGAACCCAGGCUCUUUACUCCUGAAGAAUUCUUUAGAAUUUUUAAUAGAUCUAUUGAUGCCUUCAAGGACUUUGUAGUGGCAUCUGAAACUAGUGAUUGUAUGGCUUCUUCAACAUUAAGUCCUGAGAAAGAUUCCAGAGUCAGUGUCACAAAACCAUUUAUGUUACCCUCUGUUGCAGCCAACUCCCUUAGGAAUGACAGCAGUAGCAGUAAUAGGAAGGCCAAAAAUCCCCCUGGAGACUCCGGCCUACACUGGGCAGCCAUGGCAUUGCCAGCACUCUUUUCUCUUAUAAUUGGCUUUGCUUUUGGAGCCUUAUACUGGAAGAAGAGACAACCAAGUCUUACAAGGACAGUUGAAAAUAUACAAAUUAAUGAAGAGGAUAAUGAGAUAAGUAUGUUGCAAGAGAAAGAGAGAGAAUUUCAAGAAGUGUAAUUGUGGCUUGUAUCAACACUGUUACUUUCUUACAUUGGCUGGUAACAGUUCAUGUUUGCUUCAUAAAUGAAGCAGCUUUAAACAAAUUCAUAUUCUGUCUGGAGUGACAGACCACAUCUUUAUCUGUUCUUGCUACCCAUGACUUUAUAUGGAUGAUUCGGAAAUUGGAACAGAAUGUUUUACUGUGAAACUGGCACUGAAUUAAUCAUCUAUAAAGAAGAACUUGCAUGGAGCAGGACUCUAUUUUAAGGACCUGCGGGACUUGGGUCUCAUUUAGAACUUGCAGCUGAUGUUGGAAGAAAAGCACGUGUCUCAGACUGCAUGCACCAUUUGCAUGGCUCCAGAAAUGUCUAAAUGCUGAAAAAACCUAGCUUUAUUCUUCAGCUACAAACUGCAGCCUGUAGUUAUCCUGGUCUCUGCAAGUAGAUUUCAGCCUGGAUAGUAGCAGUAACAAUUUUUCUCAAAGGGAUCUGGAAAAAAAUGUGUAAAACUCAGUAGCAUCAGCCACUGUACAGUGUAGAAAGCAGUGGGAACUGUGAUUGGAGUUGGCAACAUGUCAGUUUAUAGUUACUGAUUAGUUAUAUGGGUCUGAUUUUGAUCUCUUCCUGAUGUAAACUAUGCCCACCCAACACAUGUAAACAGUUGCCUGGUUCCAUCCAUGUAGAGAGCCAGUACUGAAUUAUGUGUUGGCAGAGGGGAGACUCCAAAAGAGUCAUCGCAGGAAGAAGUUAAGAACACCGCCCAGCAGAACAGUCUGCUGAGGAGGACACUGGCACCCCUGGAAAAGUCUGCCUUUUCCCUUGACCACUUUAGAGUGUAUAAAUUGUGUUUGCAAAAUAUGUUAUGACAUGUUUAUAUUCUACAACUAUUACAGAGCUAUGUAAAGGGACUUAGGAGAAAAUGCUGAAUGUAAGAUGGUCCCAUUUUCAAUUUCCACCCUGGGAGAGAAUAAAAAUAAUUUAUGAUAUUUAGUAUCUAAGGUUAGAAAACCACACCCACAUGUUAAUAUGGGUGUUGAAACUAGGUUACUUGGAAUGCAAGGAAUCAGGAAACUUUAGUUAUUUAUAGCAUAAUCACCAUUAUCUGUUUAAAGGAUCCAUUUAUUUAAAAUCAGGCACUCUAUAUUCAUUAAGGUUUAUGAAUUAAAAAUUAAAAGAAAGCUUUAUGUAGUUAUGCAUGUCAGUUUGCUAUUUAAAAUGUGUGACAGUGUUUGUCAUAUUAAGAGUGAAUUUGGCAGGAAUUCCUAAGAUGGACAUUGUGCUUUUAAACUAGAACUUGUAAGACAUUAUGUGAAUAUCCCUUUCCAAGAAAACAUCUGACUAAAGUCAAAGAAUGAUUUCUUACGGUUUACUUUGAUGAAGGUCCUUUUAACAUGUCUUGAAUGUACACAUAAAGGAAUCCAAAGCUUUCCAUUCUAACUUAACCUUUGUGAUAACAGUAUUGCCAUGUUCUACCACCAUACAAUGACAGUUUUCAAUGUAGUGAUACAAAAGGGCAUGAAAAACUAAUUGCUAGCUUUCCUUUCAUUUCAAAAAUCCAAGAAUUUCUAUUAUAUUUGGAUUUUAGCUUACGUUCAAAGCUAAUCCAGAUACAACUCCAGUAAGUGGCCUUUGCUCUUUUCUGUACCAAAGAGCCCAGAUGAUUCCUGCAGUCCCUUUCUUCUCUAACAUGCUGUGGUUCCUUAAAUAUGAAUAAUUUCUCUAAGAUACAACCCAGGUGCUUUGAGAAACUUUAUUAUGGUGUUCAGGCCCACAGAUAUCCCAUAGUAUACUUGAUUAGUAAUAAAACCAGACAUCAAUUUAAUUGCUGAUAGGUUCUGUCUCAGUGUGUGGCACUGAAUUGUUUUCAGGAAAAUAGAUAUAGAAUAAUAUGAGUUAUGUGUAUAGGCUGUGUGUAGAUUGAGAAUAGUAGAUACUUCUCAAUCUAGUAGUUUUAUUUAACCAAUGGUUUCAGUUUGCUUGAGCAUAUGAAAAUGCUGCUUAAUGUGCUUGAGAGUACAAUAAAUGUACCUUUGUCCUCAAACCUAGUAGCUGGGUUUUAACACUCAAGGACAUGGUCUUAAUCAAUAGAGUUAAAUAAACACAUUCAGCAAAUUAUUAAAUCUGACAUGGUAGGAGAGGGGAGAUGUGUUCUGCCCAUUAAAUGUUUUGGUCCAUUGAAAGUUACAUGGAUUGCCAAUUUUUAAAACACUAAAGUUUAAUAAAAUGCAUGAACAAUAGAAAAAUGAACAUUAUUUUGGAUGCUAGCUGCUUGGAUAUUAACUGUGUCAUUUCUGCUUUGAGAUCAAAUAUAUAUUUAUCUUUGCUUAUUUUAUCCCAGAUGUGUUCCGAAUAUCCUUCUUCACAAAUCAUGGGAAACUCACUGCUGAGAUAGUAAACCAUGAAAUCGCCUUUUCAGUUGGUGCCAUGUGUCUGAUAGUUCCAUCUUAUAGUGUUUCAAAAUUACCUUUUAAAAUGAUCUCAGAAAUCUGUAGAUUCUAACAAUACUGAAAGCUUUGCACCUUUUUGGUAGAAACCAAGUCAAUUUUAAAAAUGGCUUUAUGAUAAAUGGUGCCUGCCCAGUGAUAAUGAAGUGUUCCUGGAUAUUGUAUUGUAAUUUAAUGUGCUUACCACACUGCCAUAUUUUAAUGAGUCAGAGACAAACUGAUUUUCUUCAAUACAAUAAUAGAACAAGUAGCCUAUUCGUUUAAAAAGUAUGUGAAAAAAUGAAAAUUAUGAAAAAUUAUGCAAACCUAAUGAAGUAUUUGCUUUUAGUAAAAAUUAAAUACAUUUCAUUGAGCUUUUAAGUACUUUGGAGAAACUUUGGGGCACAUUUUGCUACUCUAAUUCAACUGAAGUUAUAAAUAAAGAGAAAAAUUCAUUCAGAAAUCAUGGAUAUUUAAAAAUGUUUUACUGCAGCUAGGUUUUCGCUUCAAAAUGUAAUUCCAGUUUGGGGCUUUAAGGCAUUUUGGCAUGGUGGGAUGGAUGUUGCAAAAGAUCCUCCAGAGCCUCCACUCUGUCAUUAACUGAUGUGGUAACUCGCUUCUCCUCUUUGAAUCUCAAUUUUUUAUUUAUCUAUAUGAUAAAAUCAGAGAUCACACCUUAGGGGUGAGUCCUGUUACAAUAUGACUGACAAGAUAAAAUAGAAUUGAAACUAACCCAUACAAAAUAUCUCAACUCUGGACUCUGUGAAUAAGUAUCUUGACCAUAAAAAGUCAUUGCUGUUCUUGUUUCUAAUGUAAAUAGUGUUCAUUAGUAAGGUGAAAUUCAGUCUUAAGUAGGGUGAAUUGGAUCACCAUUUACACAAGAGAUGGCUUUUUCCUUUGCUUAAAUAAACAUUUUGGAUCACCUCCCAAGAACGAAAACCAGUAGUACAUUUUAGUCAUAUUAGUCAGGAUGAGAAACUAUAAGAUGAGUGUAGCAUUUGGAAGUGCACCAAAGUAAGCAUUUAAAUCUUCUCAUUUUAUUGAAAACUAACAGCAGAAAGUGUAAAUUGCUCAUGAGGUUUCUUAAUGCCGAAAGGUAUUUUGGAACCAAUUUAUAAAGGGGUAAUUCAUUGAUUACACUUUAAAAUUUGAAAGUGGGAUAAGAAUUCUAAAGCAAGCCAGCUUAUCUUUGAAACAAUAUUAUUUUGAAAUUGGCUUUAAAAUAAAAUCAUUCAGAUUGAAACUCUAAUUAGUUCAUUUGUGGAAUUUGAUCACACAGUUCAUAGUGUUGCUGCUUUCCAUUAACUAGUCUUGAAAUGUUUUUGUUUGUAAAAAUAAACUAAUGGUACUUUCAUUUCACAACAAGGUUGUUUUUUUUUAAGAAAUAAUCCAUGCUAAAAUGGAUAUUUGUGAUCCUGAAAUGUUUGCUAAGCAUUCUAAAUUGAUUUAUAACUGCCAUCUCUAACUACAUCCUUAUGAGGUUUUUAAUAAUAAAAUUAAAAUAAUAAUUGUUUAAACUAAAAACCACACCAUUUUCCAAUACUUGAUUUCUGAGCUACAAGACUCACUAAAUAUAAUUUUCCAAUCAAAAUAUUCUAUUGUCCUAUGUGCUAAGGAUUAAUGUGUGAUUAUAGUGUCCACUUGCCACCAAUUUUUAUAAAACAAUGGACUUGAAAAGUAUUAAUUUAGAUGGAUGCACAGAUAUAUCCUUAGUUCAGCCAUAGAUUGGAGUUUGCAAUAUAAUAAUGUAAAUGUAUGUCAACACUAUUCUAAAUAGUUUUAUUAUGACUGAAAUUUAAUUAAAUAAAAAAGGUUGUAAAAUGUGAUGUGUAUGUGUAUAUACUAUAUGUGUACUUUUUAAAAUAGGUGUGUGUCCCAACCCUUUUUUAUACAGGUUUGAAUUUGAAAUUACAUUAUAUAUACAUAUACUUUAUUGUUCUAAAUAAAGAAUUUUAUGCACUCUCA